UUAGACCGUUUGCGAUAAUGCGACUGAAGGUGAUCACUCGAUUGUGCUUUUACAAUGGCGAUUGCAAUGACAAGUAGAAUGGUGCUUGCACAGGCAACAACACAGAGACAAAAGCAUAGGGAAGAGUGCGAGUACAAAGUAUAUGUGGGGAGCAUGAGACUGAGGGCAACACCUGGUCCUGCACAAUGGGCUUUCUCCACUGCUUAUUCCGUGGCCUGCUGGGACGUCCAACAUUUCAUCGUUCUCUUCAAGCCUCAACAUGCUUAUGGCCCAUGCUUACUUUUUGACUUUCAACCUAAAGACCCUACAAAUCCACAUAUAGCUUUAGCAGCACUGUUUGGUCAUGGUGUUCCAGGAAUCGUACAAAAAAGGGAGUUACCAAAAUUACCAACAAAAAGAUAUUGGUUGAUAGGAGAAGCAGAAAAGGACGUUUCCAUACAAAGGGCUACAGAAUUUAACCAACAUUGGGCUACUGAAUUGAAGUUGGGAGAACAUGAUUGCCGACAUUAUACAAAUGCUCUUAUUGAGCACAUUAUGGGCGAGCAUAAUGUAUUGGGACGCUUAAGGAACACAAUACCAGAUUAGGUAUUUGAUGUAUUCUUGGUGCCUAUUAUUUUAUAAAACAUUCAGCCUUUUUCCUGGCAUUUUUACAGCUAAGGAUAAAAGUAGAUAUUCAAAUAUUUCUUAUAUGCCUAUUGUGGCAAACAGAAGUUUAUGUAAAAUGAAAAACUGGAAAAAAUAUAUGAAUUUUCUUAACCCAAACGAUACCAACUAACAAUAAUUUUAUGUGAUGAUACUCUUUUCUUUA
Molecule: messenger RNA, 808 nt
Organism: Cryptomeria japonica (Japanese cedar)
Lineage: Eukaryota; Viridiplantae; Streptophyta; Pinopsida; Cupressales; Cupressaceae
Exons: 4
Coding region: 55-585 (176 amino acids)
Source: RefSeq, a predicted model, not a curated record